CCUGGAGUGCACUUCCUCCCCGCUCGCGCUGCCGCCGCGGCCGCCGGUCCCCGCGCCGCCGCCGGAGCCCAUGGCCGGGACGCGCUGGGUGCUCGGGGCGCUGCUCCGCGGCUGCGGCUGCAACUGCAGCAGCUGCCGGCGCACCGGCGCCGCCUGCCUGCCCCUCUACUCGGCCGCCGGCGCCUUCCCUUCGGGCGUGUCGGGCCGCCGCCGCCUGCUGCUGCUGCUCGGGGCCGCCGCGGCCGCCGCCGCCCAGACGCGGAGCUUCCAGGCCGGGCCCGCGCCCCCCGGGAGGCUGGCGGGGCCUCCGCCUGUGGCCGCCUCUGCCGCGGCCGCGGCCGCCACCUCCUACCCUGCCCUGCGGGGCCCGCUGCUGCCGCGGUCGCUGGCGGCGGCCGCCGGCCCGGCGCGGGGCUACGGCCAGGAGUCCAAAACUCCCUAUCUAGAAGACCUUCCGUCACUCCCUGAGUACGAAUUGGCCCCGUCCAAGUUAGGAGAGGAAGUGGAUGAUGUUUAUCUCAUUCGAGCUCAAGGAUUGCCCUGGUCGUGCACUAUAGAAGAUGUGCUUAACUUUUUCUCAGACUGCAGAAUCCGCAAUGGUGAGAAUGGAAUACAUUUCCUCUUAAAUAGAGAUGGGAAGCGAAGGGGUGAUGCCUUAAUUGAAAUGGAGUCAGAGCAGGAUGUGCAUAAAGCCUUAGAGAAACACCGCAUGUACAUGGGUCAGCGGUAUGUAGAAGUAUAUGAGAUAAACAAUGAAGAUGUAGAUGCCUUAAUGAAGAGCUUACAGGUCAAAUCUUCACCUGUGGUAAAUGAUGGUGUAGUUCGUCUGAGAGGACUUCCUUAUAGUUGCGAUGAGAAAGACAUUGUAGACUUCUUUGCAGGACUGAAUAUAGUUGACAUUACUUUUGUGAUGGACUACAGAGGGAGAAGAAAAACAGGGGAAGCCUAUGUGCAGUUUGAAGAACCAGAAAUGGCCAGCCAAGCCUUGUUGAAACACAGGGAAGAAAUUGGUAACCGAUAUAUCGAGAUAUUUCCAAGCAGAAGGAAUGAAGUUCGAACACAUGUUGGCUCUCAUAAGGGAAAGAAAAUGGCAUCUUCUCCUACUGCUAAGUAUAUAACUGAGCCCGAAAUGGUCUUUGAAGAACAUGAAGGAAAUGAGGAUAUUCGACCCAUGACAGCUUUUGAAAAUGAGAAGGAAACCGAAUUACCUAAGGAGAUGUCAGAAAAGCUUCCAGAGGCUGUUGAUUUUGGAACUACGCCUUCAUUGCAUUUUGUCCACAUGAGAGGAUUGCCUUUCCAAGCCAAUGCCCAAGACAUUAUAAAUUUUUUUGCUCCACUGAAGCCAGUUAGAAUCACCAUGGAGUACAGCUCCAGUGGGAAGCCCACUGGAGAAGCUGAUGUGCACUUCGACACCCACGAGGAUGCUGUCGCUGCCAUGCUCAAGGACCGGUCCCAUGUUCAUCAUAGGUAUAUUGAACUGUUUCUGAAUUCAUGUCCAAAAGGAAAAUAAGACUUCCAGGGUUCCAGAUGAUAAAUAAGGAUGAAGCAAGAAGCAUUUCAUUUGCACAUCUUUCUUGGACAUGGGAUAUAAUGUUCCAGUUUAUUAGCAGCAACUGCUAGAGAAAGGAUUUUGGUGUUUUGGGUUAAUUGCUUCUAAGAAAAAUUUCAUAGUGGACUGUUUAGAGACAGAAAGGAAAGAUUCAAUUUGGGAUUAUGAACUAAACCACAAAUUAAAAUUUUUGUUUAAAUUGUCUAGGAUCUGAUUUAAAAAUCUGGUCUUUAUUUUAUGUCAUUAAAUAGUUUGUUUUCUUAGAAGAUAAUGUUACCCAUUGUAAAAACUACAUAUUUUUAAUCUGUGCUAUUCUUUAAAAUCUUUCUCCCAUUUAAAAAAUCAUCUGUUCAAGGUUUUGUUUUUUUGUCUAUGAAUUGAGAGCUGUGAUGUAAAACUUCUCAUGGAGUAAAAUAAUGAUUUAUUUUAACCACACAUUCACCAAAGCAAAGAAAGGUUUCAGACCUUUGAACCAGUAUGGUUUUCCAGAAUAGUUUCAAUUUUAGCUGUAUUUGAUUACUUAGGGGAAUUAAAAAAAAUACAAAUCAAAACAAAAAAUACAUACUACAGGUUAGUGAGUGUAAAUAACAAUUUGGCAGUUUUAUGUCUUUAGAAAUGUUUUGCCUUUCUAAGUCCUGUGCUGAAGGCAUUUAACAUUGGUGCCAGAUCUACUCAAGGGGGCAUUCUAGUCUUAACUUAAAAGUUGUCUGACCCACCCCCAUCCUCUUUUUUUGGUUUUGAGUAAACCUUAAGGGUGUUUGUUAGUCACAAAACUGUGAAGUGACCUGUCAGAACAGUCCAGACUGGUAAGGACAUUAAUGGCUUCACUUGAAUUUAAACCAGCUCUAGAUAGGAAAAAAUCUAAGUCUCCUCAUUUGCUUUUUUAAUGGGGUAGCACAUCCCAUAUUUUAGAAUAAGUAGGGGUGCCUUGCUUACGUAAAAAUAGCAUUUAAUGUAUAAUUGUGUGAAGGGUUUAUGGAUAAAAAGCUGUACUCCUGUCACAUUGUGACAGUAUUUUCUGCUUUAAUAUUAAACAGCUUGUUAUUUAAAUAUUGGACAAAAUGGCUGGCUUCAAAAUGUAGUCAUUAAUAAACUAACUUUAUGUGUACCUGUGUAGGGAAUCAAAGUCCUGUAUACUUUCUUUGCCUUGUUCCUGUUCUCAGGGUGACAACUGCCACCAAGAGAUGCAGUUCUAGUUCUUAAAAUUGAAUUUACCGAGAUUUCUUAGAGGUGAUAUCUGGAAGAGAGAUUAUCUUCUCUCACUUAAUACAUAACCGUCUUUGAAUACCAGCUAAGAAUCAAAAUCACUGUACUGUAAAUAGUCAAUAAAUGAAGGUUUGUUUCAGGCUGAA
This is a messenger RNA of Microcebus murinus (gray mouse lemur), 2901 nucleotides long. It is a transcript of the gene GRSF1, whose product is annotated as G-rich RNA sequence binding factor 1. NCBI's taxonomy places the organism in Eukaryota, Metazoa, Chordata, Mammalia, Primates, Cheirogaleidae. The record is from RefSeq and is a predicted model, not a curated record. Gene Ontology annotation, molecular function: RNA binding.